ACAGCUCUGAGGGGUCUGUGAUGGAGAGACAUCACUUCGCUCAGGCGAUCGCCAUCAUCAACUCGCAGGGCUGCAAUAUCUUCGAACAGUUCAACAGGAAGGACUAUCAGAGGAUGCUGGAUCUGAUGAGAGACAUUAUCCUGGCCACCGAUCUGGCACAUCAUCUACGAAUCUUCAAGGAUCUCCAGAAAAUGGCAAAAGAUGGAUAUGACCCCAAAAACAAGCACCACCACGACCUCCUGACCUGCCUCCUCAUGACCUCCUGUGACCUCUCUGAUCAAACCAAAGGCUGGACCACCACCAGGAAGAUUGCGGAGCUGAUCUACAAAGAAUUCUUCUCUCAGGGAGACCUGGAGAAAGCCAUGGGGAACCGACCCAGUGAGAUGAUGGACCGCGAGAAGGCCUACAUCCCGGAACUCCAGAUCAGCUUCAUGGAACACAUCGCCAUGCCCAUCUACAAGUUGUUGAAAGAUCUGUUCCCUCUUUCGGAGGAGCUCUACGACAUCGUGGCGGCCAACCGCGUCAAGUGGAUGCGGGUGUCGAACAAGUUCACCAUCAGGGGCCUGCCCAGUAACAACUCAUUGGACUUUUUGGACGAGGAGUACGACAUCCACGAGAGCAUGGAGGAGGACUACAAGAUGAACGGCUGCCCCGACACGAAGGGACUCAACGGCUCGGUGACCGAAGAAUAACAGGCGUCUCCUGAUUUCCCCCCACCCCUCCCCCUCGCCGAGGGGCGAGCUAUAGUGUCAACUCCUCCAGGUGGUCUGUGUGCCGUGCCAUGUUUGUCACAACGGUCCACAACGCGGAGCCCCGCCCGUGCCGCCCGUCAAUGCUCUCCAUGUCCGGCCGGGGGCAAAAGGAUCAGCACUGCCAACCUCCUCUCACCUCAAAGGACAUUUCAGGCUCGGAGGUGUGAGGGUUAAACGUCUGCGAGGAUUCAGACCGCAGCCAUGGACUCUCCC
Nanorana parkeri is the source of this 965-nucleotide messenger RNA. Its product is annotated as cGMP-dependent 3',5'-cyclic phosphodiesterase-like. Gene Ontology annotation, molecular function: 3',5'-cGMP-stimulated cyclic-nucleotide phosphodiesterase activity; 3',5'-cyclic-GMP phosphodiesterase activity; protein homodimerization activity. Gene Ontology annotation, cellular component: mitochondrial outer membrane; cytosol; nucleus. The record is from RefSeq and is a predicted model, not a curated record. Gene Ontology annotation, biological process: cGMP catabolic process; positive regulation of gene expression; negative regulation of receptor guanylyl cyclase signaling pathway. The transcript has 8 exons. Bases 21 to 692 code for a protein of 223 amino acids. Lineage: Eukaryota; Metazoa; Chordata; Amphibia; Anura; Dicroglossidae.